Messenger RNA from Gilbertella persicaria, 1169 nucleotides. RefSeq lists its product as uncharacterized. Lineage: Eukaryota; Fungi; Mucoromycota; Mucoromycetes; Mucorales; Choanephoraceae. Bases 173 to 1084 code for a protein of 303 amino acids. The record is from RefSeq and is a predicted model, not a curated record. The transcript is spliced from 3 exons.
UACAAUAAAAAGUAUAUGAAGGUCAAAGCGUCUCAUAAACUCUCUCGCUUGACUUCUUCUUCUCAAGCACAAAAGGUGUUCUCUCCUAUAGACAAUAAGCUAGAAAAAAGGCACUCUUAUAAACAGCUAAAAUGCAUUCAAUCUGUUAGAGAACCAUCUAAAGAAAACAAUCAUGUCUUUGUUUCUUAUGAUACAUUACCCCUUUCAACUAGUAAUACAAGGCCCAUUCAAGUCAUUCCUUACACAUUCAAUGCAAAAGCAGAGCCUACAACCAAGCGACCUACCAUGGGAGGAAAGACCAUUGGUGCUAUUCAACAGUCAAGUACUAUCAUGUCCUGUGAAGAACUCAAAUUACUUAGCCACUGAAAAAAAGAAAAAACGGCGCUUGUUUGAAUGUACUCCAUGCCAUACAGUGUACAAGACUCGUGCUAAAUGGACGCAUCAUACAAACAUAUGUCCCCAUCACAAAAAGAGACACAGUCUGUCUGUUACUGUUCAAUGCGUCUGUGGUUCUGAAGGCGAUGGGAAUAUGAUUGAAUGCACUCAAUGCCAUACCUGGCUUCAUGUAAAAUGUGCUGGCGAUCGUGUCACAAAAGAAGAUUGUUAUUGCUGCCCACGAUGUAGCACCGAUGAAACAGAGCCAGUCAACGACAGUGAAGACGAGCUUCUAGUGGAAGACGAAGAUAUGAUCUCAUUAUCUGCACUGUAUUCAGCCAAAGAAAGGGGAAAGAACCUUUUAGAAUCUCUCAAACAAGUUCAAGAAAAAGAUGCUCAACAAGAACAAGAAAGAAUGAAUAGAAACCAUUUGAAUUUCAUGAGUUUAUUUGAUGAACCUCAACUUGAAAUUCAAGAUCAAGAAGAAGAAUUCCAAUCAUUAUCACUGCCACCUUCUAGCAUCUUUGAAGAUCAAGAAUGGAAUGUACAUGAAUUCGAUUGGUGCCAGCCUGAAGAUGUGCCUUCUCUCUUGUUCUCAUCUGAUGAUACACCUUCCAAUAUAGACGAAGUGCCCUUCUCACCCAUUCAGCAACAACCAGAUUGGUUUGAUUUUGCAAACUUUGAAGUCGAUUUCACUUCUGAUAUUUAAUCUGUUUUUUGUUCAUUCUCUCUUCACUAUAUGAACUUUUAUGUUUUUUUUAAUAAAUAAGUAUUUAUUCAAGGCACAGCCAUAA